Tetranychus urticae (two-spotted spider mite) is the source of this 530-nucleotide messenger RNA. RefSeq names its product ARL14 effector protein. The record is from RefSeq and is a predicted model, not a curated record. Gene Ontology annotation, cellular component: intracellular membrane-bounded organelle. Lineage: Eukaryota; Metazoa; Arthropoda; Arachnida; Trombidiformes; Tetranychidae.
UAACUCUAUUGGAAUACGAUUAAAAUAACCAAAAUGCCUGGACAAUCUCAAUCUGGUGCACCAGCCUCGUCAGGAGAAAGAAUUUUGAGGAAUUUAGAAAUGGAUAGAAGUCGAUUUAUGGAGGAUUUUCAACCAGAAAAUAGUAGGAGAGAAAGGCGUAAACGAAGAUUGGAUAAUGCUGGAGCUACAAGCAAUGCUCUCUACGAUGAUAAAGGUUUUUACAUCGAUUCAGGAAGAGAUUUAUGUGAUUGCUUAUCUAUUACAUGCCCUGGUUGCCAUUUCAUGUGUCGCAAGUGCAAAUCGCCUAAAUGUGGAGCUGAGUGUCGAGUUGGAAGAACAUGGGAUUAUGAACAAGUGUCAACCCAAUCCAUUAACAGUACGAAUUUUGUAGAUACACGCAAAAAUGUUAAUCAUUGAAUGGACCAAAUGUUAUUCAAGAGACUUCAUCUCAUAUUUUUUGUUGGAAACGUUUAAUGCUGAUACACUAUAAGAUCUCAGAAACAUGCCCAUUAAAUUAUUUUGCUAAAGAA